Lepus europaeus (European hare) is the source of this 2711-nucleotide messenger RNA. It is a transcript of the gene PHAF1, whose product is annotated as phagosome assembly factor 1. The transcript has 17 exons. The record is from RefSeq and is a predicted model, not a curated record. Gene Ontology annotation, biological process: Golgi to plasma membrane protein transport. Gene Ontology annotation, cellular component: synaptic vesicle membrane; dendrite; trans-Golgi network. Lineage: Eukaryota; Metazoa; Chordata; Mammalia; Lagomorpha; Leporidae. The coding region runs from base 114 to 1382 and encodes 422 amino acids.
GUUGCUCCUCCGGCCGCCGCUGCUCCCGCCGCUGCGGCUGCUGCCGGUGAAGUGAGCUCCAGUCCCGUCUGCGCCGCCGCGGGGAGGCCGCCCGGGCCCGGCGAGCCGAAUCGAUGCUGGACCUGGAGGUGGUGCCUGAACGCUCUCUGGGGAAUGAGCAAUGGGAAUUCACGCUGGGAAUGCCUCUGGCUCAGGCAGUAGCCAUUCUUCAGAAGCACUGUCGCAUCAUCAAAAAUGUCCAGGUUCUCUACAGUGAGCAGUCUCCUUUAAGCCACGACCUCAUUCUUAACCUGACUCAGGAUGGGAUCAAACUACUGUUUGAUGCUUUCAAUCAAAGACUUAAGGUGAUUGAAGUAUAUGACUUAACGAAAGUAAAAUUAAAAUAUUGUGGAGUGCAUUUCAAUUCUCAGGCCAUAGCUCCUACCAUUGAGCAGAUUGACCAGUCUUUUGGCGCAACCCAUCCUGGAGUGUACAACUCCGCUGAGCAGCUCUUCCACCUCAACUUCAGAGGACUGUCUUUUUCUUUUCAGUUGGACUCCUGGACUGAGGCUCCCAAGUAUGAGCCCAAUUUUGCCCAUGGUCUAGCUUCUCUCCAAAUACCCCAUGGAGCAACUGUAAAACGAAUGUACAUCUACAGUGGAAACAGCCUACAGGAUACCAAGGCUCCCGUGAUGCCCCUGAGCUGUUUCCUGGGCAAUGUUUAUGCUGAGAGUGUAGAUGUUCUUCGAGAUGGAACUGGACCCUCAGGCUUACGACUUCGUCUACUUGCUGCAGGCUGUGGGCCCGGCCUGUUGGCAGAUGCCAAGAUGCGGGUAUUUGAACGUUCAGUAUAUUUUGGUGAUUCCUGCCAAGAUGUUCUUAGCAUGCUCGGCUCUCCACACAAGGUUUUCUAUAAAUCUGAAGACAAGAUGAAAAUUCAUUCUCCUUCCCCUCAUAAGCAAGUUCCAUCUAAGUGCAAUGACUACUUUUUUAACUAUUUCACUCUCGGAGUGGACAUCCUGUUUGAUGCAAAUACACACAAAGUGAAGAAGUUUGUCCUGCACACCAAUUACCCUGGACAUUAUAAUUUUAACAUCUAUCACCGCUGUGAGUUCAAGAUCCCACUAGCCAUAAAGAAAGAAAAUGCAGAUGAUCAGACAGAAACGUGUACAACCUACAGCAAGUGGGACAACAUCCAGGAGCUCCUGGGUCACCCUGUGGAGAAGCCUGUUGUCCUGCACAGGUCCUCCUCUCCAAACAACACCAACCCAUUUGGCUCCACAUUCUGCUUCGGCCUUCAGCGUAUGAUCUUUGAGGUCAUGCAGAACAACCACAUUGCCUCAGUGACGCUGUAUGGCCCCCCCAGGCCUGGUGCCCACCUGAGAACAGCGGAGCUCCCCUAGGGACGUCAACCCCAUGCCUCUCUGCCCCGUGGAAAUGCGCAUCGCAUCCUGCUCAGCAGGCCUCUGUGUGCCACACUGUGGGUUUUCUUGGCCGCUUUGCCAGUGUUGAAGGGCUGUUGGAUGUUCGGAGGUGGGGCUUGGGCUGGGUGUUCUGCGUGGGGUGAGGAUUCCAGAUUUGCCUCUGUGCGUCCUCAGCCUGCUGGCACCGGCAGGGGACACAGACUGCAAAGAGAAGCACAAACUUUGAGCCUUGAUACCUGGACCCAGGAGCUCUUGACUAAUGCGCAAGGAGGCAGGAUGUGUCAACACCUGUCCCACACGCAUUGGGAGAACUUGGGGCUCUUUCUGUGGCUGAGGACAGGGUCCUGCCUUUGGCCCCACAUUGCCACGUGACCCGUAAGGCAGGCAGGUGUGUGUGUCCAUUGUACUCGGUUGCAACGUUUGCACUACAUCCACUUUAGUUACUUGAUGAGCUGGCUAUGGCCAAAGUGGCCCACCCCCCUUCCCUGUUCCUUUCUUGCACGCUCUCCCUGCCAGGCCCAGUAGGCACAGCCAACUGGUUGAAACACAGCUUUCUACUGCCUAGCUCUGUGCCCAGGCCUGGCUCUCACUCUUGAGCCAGCUCUCAAGGUCGCCUAUGCCUCCAGUCUGCCCCAGCCCGGCUGGCAGGGGUGCAUGUCUCCAUCCUGUUUGCCUCUUUUAUUUAAUGCCAAAGUUUUAGCCAAAGACAUCUUCCUUCUGUUGUCUCAGCAUUCUGCUCUGCACUGCGGGCCGGCCCCUGCCCCAACAGUGGGCACUGUCCCCUAGCCAGGCCCAGGGCUCACGGGCUCUGGGCGCCCAAGGCAGGCUGGGCCGCUCGGUCUCAUCACGGAUCUUGCUAACAGAAAGCAGCAUAGAUGUGCUUUAAAAAUAUUAAUCCUUUUGAAAAGAAUUGAGAAGAGAAAUGUAUAAUUUUAUCCCAUUUUUAAUAUUUUGGUCUAGCAACUUGUGAUACAUAGAUGACAAUUUUGUGAGUUUUUCAAAUGUGUGUACAGAUUUUUUGUAAAUAUGACUUUUGUAAUUAACUCAUGUACAGCCUCAUCCUGUAUAGUUCAAUGAAGAAUGUGCAGGGGACCUGCCCCAAGCUCCUAGGUGGUUCCUUGGCCUACAGCCAAGCUUGUGUGGCGCUCCCAUGACUGGUGUCUUCCCAUUUGGACUGUGGCCUGGCCAGUGAUCCCUGCAUACCCCACUGUCAGGAGCAGCCAGGACUGUUCCCGUCCUCCUGGAGUGGGGACCCUUCCUCAUCCCUGCAUCCCCUCUCCAAUAAAGCACCUGUGCUCUCAGCAGCGG